AUGCAACUGUUCUAUAUGCUACAUGCUUUGAAUGGGAAUGAUGUGGAAAAGCAGGAACAGCAAAGAUUAGUGGAGAAAUUGGGUAACAAUUCGACAGCUACCGAUAAUGAUAUUGAUGAUAACGAUGGAAUGGAUAAAUCAUAUUCCCCAUCAGAGGGAUUAUCAUCGGAAGUGACGUGUACAACUGUUUCAUCCACGUUAUCAUUACCACCUUUAACAACAGCAACAACAAUGAUCGGUGUGCCGGAUUCGGAAUUUUCCAUUAAUGACAGUAAUGGUAUGAGAUGUCAAGGGAAUGAUAACAAUGAUAACACUGAUAAUAUCGGUAAGCAAUUCCACUUUUUGUCUUAA
Messenger RNA from Acanthocheilonema viteae, 351 nucleotides. The record is from the annotation of a GenBank genome assembly. Lineage: Eukaryota; Metazoa; Nematoda; Chromadorea; Rhabditida; Onchocercidae.